This is a messenger RNA of Oryzias melastigma (Indian medaka), 2533 nucleotides long. RefSeq names its product procollagen C-endopeptidase enhancer 2b (gene pcolce2b). Gene Ontology annotation, molecular function: protein binding. NCBI's taxonomy places the organism in Eukaryota, Metazoa, Chordata, Actinopteri, Beloniformes, Adrianichthyidae. The transcript is spliced from 9 exons. The record is from RefSeq and is a predicted model, not a curated record. Bases 518 to 1825 code for a protein of 435 amino acids.
GUGUACUUCUGCGUUCGUCCGAAUUGGCCAGUUGUGAUGUUAGUAUUUUGUCCAGCAGGUGGUGCUGUUGUGCUGUCCAGAUACCAAUUUGUUCAACCGUGCAUCCUUAUCCUGAUUUGCUUUUCUCCUUUAGUUUAUCCAUUCAUUUUUAGUUAUAUUCACUUUUUAUGAGUCACAAACUAAUAUAUCAUUAUUUUGAUUGGUGGAGGGAUGACGUCACUGACAUACAUAUGCCUGCUGUUGUGCAGACAGGUGAUACCUUUGCUGGAAUGUUAAACGGUGAGGAUUAGAGUCCCAGUCAAGUUUAAUCAUGCCAUAGUAAUUUUUUUUCCACAGACCAGGUGAAGUAUGAAGCUAAUCCGAGACCCCGCUCCCUCCCGGCGUGUCUUCCAUCACCCCCUCCCAUCCAUGCUCCGUCCCUCCUUCUCGUUUGACAAACGCUUUAUUCACGAGCUGCCGCGCGCCGCCGCCGCCGCUCAGACUCCCUGCAGGAACUCCCGGGUACUUUCUGUCCACGAUGCCGCUCAUGUCCAGGUGCGAGCGCAGACGGAGCGCCUGCUGCCUGCUGCCAGCAAUGUGGAGGGCAUGCAGCCUUUUCUGCUCAUGGUCCCUGCUGCUCCUCACGCACGUCUGUGCGCAGUCUCAGCAGAGGCCAAUCUUCACGUGUGGUGGAAACAUCACCGGGGAGUCUGGAGUGAUUGGGAGCCAAGGGUACCCAGGAGUUUACCCUCCGAACACCAAAUGUGUUUGGAGGAUCACAGUCCCCGAAGGCAAGGUGGUGGUACUAUCAUUCCGCACCAUCGAUCUGGAGAAUGACAACCUCUGUCGCUAUGACUACGUGGAUGUUUACAGCGGACACGUCGGUGGCCAGCGACUCGGCCGCUUCUGCGGGACCUUCAAGCCGGGAUCUCUCGUCUCUACGGGCAACAAGAUGCUGCUGCAGAUGGUAUCCGACGCCAACACGGCCGGGAGUGGCUUCCUCGCCGUCUUCUCUGCCGCUCACCCUCAUGAGAGAGGGGAUCAGUACUGCGGAGGCCGACUAGUCAAACCCAAUGGGAGUUUUAAAACUCCAAACUGGCCUGAAAAGGACUAUCCAGCUGGGGUCACGUGUUCUUGGCAUAUAGUGGCUCCUAAAAACCAAAUCAUUGAAGUUAAGUUUGAGAAAUUUGAUGUGGAGCGAGAUAACUACUGUCGCUACGACCACGUCUCCAUCUUCAACGGGGCGGAAAUAAACGACGCAAAGAGGAUCGGCAAAUACUGCGGAGACAGCCCCCCAGCACCCGUGUUUUCGGAAGGAAACCAGGUCCUGAUCCAGUUCCUGUCAGACCUCAGCCUGACUGCGGACGGCUUCAUCGGUCACUACAAGUUCAGACCAAAGAAAUUCCCGAUCACCACCACACCUCCUCCCACCACCACACAGCCGGUCACCACCAGAGCAAUACCUCUGAAGUACUCGGUUGCGCUGUGUCAGCAGAAAUGUAAGCGAAGAGGAACACUCCACAGCAACUACUGCUCCAGCAACUUUGUAAUAACUGGGACGGUCAUCACCGCCAUGAUGAGGGGAGGGAGCAUGUACGCCACCGUCUCCAUCAUCAACGUGUACAAAGAAGGGAACCUCGUGAUCCAGCAGGCGGGGAAGACCAUGAGCACCAAGAUCAUCAUCCUCUGCAAAAAGUGUCCGUUUAUCAGGAGAGGCUUGAACUACCUCUUCAUGGGCCAGGUCGACGAGGAGGGCCGCGGGAAGAUCGCCCCCCACCACUUUGUUAUGGCUUUCAAGACAAAGAACCAAAAGGGACUCAAUGUUCUGAAAAACAAGCAGUGCUGAGCUCCAGCAGUCGUGAGGAUCUCCUCCGAGGUGGUCUGUUCGGGGCGCAGCUCGAGAUGGAAACAAUCCGGCGGAAAAACAAAUCUCAGCAGCGUAAACACAAGCCAGGAUAAACAAUCACUGUGUGCGGAGCUGCUACAUUAAUUCACUUUUUUUUUUUAAUAAUUUGGGAGUUUUUAUCUGAAAGGUUUGUUAAAAAUUUAUUUUUUAUACACUUUUUACAGUUAAAGCAAAAAUUCUCUGUUUAUUUUGGCAUCCUUUCAUUUUUUUGUAUUUUAUUUUAAAUAAAAUGUGAAGAGUUGUGCUUUAAAGCAUCUUGACUGUCCUUAAAAGCUCUCAUAGAUUAACAAAUUAAAUUCAUUUAAGGUGUUUAAGGUUCAUUUUUAAGUGAAUUGAAAGUCUUAAAUGUGGUGAUUACAGUGCAAUAUUUAUUGUUUUUCUUUAAAUCAUUUCUCAGAUUUUAUGUAAACCUUUCUUUUUUUCAAAAUUUUAAUAUAAAAGGUUGCAAAGUGAACAACAUACAUUUGUUUGUAGCAAAGAAAUGUUUUCAUAUGAAAAAGUUUAUACAUAAUAUUUAUAUAUUUGAUUGUUUUCCUUGAACAGAAUUAAAUUUUUUGAACAUUUUCCUGUUUGUAUUUCUUUUAAUGAUGUUUAUCCAGAAAUGGAAAUAAUAUCAAAUAAAUGGGAUUCUUUCUUGUCGUCCUUAGC